This is a messenger RNA of Chinchilla lanigera (long-tailed chinchilla), 3328 nucleotides long. RefSeq names its product protocadherin Fat 2. Gene Ontology annotation, cellular component: catenin complex; plasma membrane. The transcript has 23 exons. Bases 2 to 2998 code for a protein of 998 amino acids. Gene Ontology annotation, molecular function: cadherin binding; calcium ion binding. Gene Ontology annotation, biological process: homophilic cell-cell adhesion. NCBI's taxonomy places the organism in Eukaryota, Metazoa, Chordata, Mammalia, Rodentia, Chinchillidae. The record is from RefSeq and is a predicted model, not a curated record.
CAUGAGGGAAACUCGUUUAAACAUGGACAUUUGCAAGGUUUUAUUAAUCUGCACAGGGUUUUCCCACAUUGGGGCAGAAAUUCAGAUAUUAAUUAACCCCGUGAACUUGCCUGAGAACCUGCUUCCUGGAACCCAGCUAAGUCGAGCCUAUGACAAAGACGUGGCUGGGAAAGCAGACGCCUACCGCUUUCUGAAUAAAACAAAGGAUUUUGUCAUCAAUGCCAGUUCUGGUGUCAUCACAUCUACCAAAGUCUUUAAUUACGAAACGGAUCCAAUACGGUUCCUGCUCAUAGUUGACACUGGGGGCCUCGUGAGGCGCGUUCUAACCAUCAACAUCGUCGACGUCCCUGAGCCCCCAGACUGCACGGCUGACCCCCAGUUCUCUGCGGGCACAGCUGCUUUGGAAAUCGAUGAGGACUACCCACUAUUUCAGUCCAUUUACAGAGUGACGGCCACAGACGAGGACUUGGUGCACGGUGACAGGCUGACGUACACACUUGAGACUCAGAUCUCUGGGCCACAGAAAGGAGCAAAAUCUUUUGGAGUGGAUGCUGUAAAUGGGAUCGUCAGCCUGAAAGGAGAAGAUACUUUGGACUUUGACAGAGGAUAUCAUGUUUUCCAGCUUACACUGAGGGUGACGGACACAGCGGGUCUGUUCUGCCAAGGAACAAUAAUUAUCCAGAUCAGAAACAUAAAUGACGAAAGGCCUCAAUUUGAAGCAUUUCCUCUGGACUCCAUUAAUGUGACUGAAAAGACUCCCAUUGGAGAAAUUGUAGCAAGACUAAGAGCAAUCGAUCGCGACGAAGACAGCAUCACUUACGCCUUUAAAACUCAGCAGGAGAUGUUUGGCUUGGACCCCUCUACAGGAAUAAUCACUCUUCUUCAGCCUUUGAACCUUGACAACCCAAACAACUCCAGAACCUACUCUUUGGAAAUUGAGGCUAAAGAUAGUGGAAAUAACACCAGCACUUACACAUUUACAGUCUUGGUGGAGAGUGUGGAUGACCCUAUUUUCUGUGAUUCAAGUUUUUUAGCAGGUGUUUCCCUGUCUGUGCGUGAAGAUGUGCCCGGGGCUGCCUUUAUAUAUAGGAUUCUUUCAAGGGACCCAAAUCCCGGACAAGAAGUUGAAUUUUUAAUACUAAAUUCUUCAAGUAAUGCCACUGCCUACUUUGCUUUGGAUCCAUGGAAUGGUGUCAUUUCUAAAACUAUUGAACCUCUUCUGGACUAUGAAACAAACCCCAAGGUUUUCCAGUUGGUAAUUGCGGUGAGAAGUAGGGGGAAACGCCCUGUGCAGUCCUGCAUUGGCACGGUCACUGUCCACAUCCAGAACGUCAACGAUGAGAGCCCUGUUGUGACAUCCACUCCAGACGCUCCUAUCCAUAUUUAUGAAAAUGUGCCGGUUGGAACUAAGCUGGUGACGUUGACAGCAACCGACAAAGACAGAGAGGACUUGGUGCACUAUGAGCUUAUAGGAACACACAAAGAAUUUUCUAUCAAUGAAGAUUCAGGAGAGGUUAGCACUGCCUAUCCUUUGGAUUACGAAGAUGUAGGCACCCCGAAGUCCUGGGUAUUACGGGUUAGAGCUUAUGACAACCAGCGGGCACAUUCCACAACUGGAACGUUCACAGUGAUUCUCCAGGAUGUGAAUGACAACCCGCCUCGGUGCUCCCGGGAUAUCUACACAAUUGAGCUUGCUGAAAACAUCCCAGUUGAAACUCUUUUAGUCUCUCUGGCCUGCGCAGAUAAGGAUGGAACUUUCCCCAGUAAUAACAUAACUUAUCAUUUGAUUACGGAUCCUUUCUCAAAUGAAACCUUUACUCUCACAAACAAUGAACUGAAAGUUGGACCUAAACAUCUAGAUUCUGAUAAUGCUGCUUUUGUAGGAAUGCACUUCAAAUAUACACUGUUCGUGAAAGUCUCUGACGGAGGAAGUCCUGUCCUCUCAACAAUCAUUACUGUCAUCGUAAGAGUGAUUCGCAUAAACGAGAUGACUCCAACAGGAACUACCUCAGCAUUUACCUUCAGUAUACUUGAGAAUAGACCAGUUGAUACACUAGUAGGAAAACUUACAUUCACAGAUGCAGACUGGCCAUUUAACAAUCUAAAAUAUACUAUUGUUGGAGGCCAUUUGGGAACACCACCCAAAUUUUACCUGGAACCCUACACAGGAAUGAUAAAGCUACUGGAUUCAUUAGACAGGGAAACUGAGUCACAGUACAAGAUAGUUGUGAGGAUUACGGACUUGGACAAUGAUGCUGUCCCUGACCCUCUCAGCCAGAGAACUGCAACCGCUCAGGUGACGGUCAACAUUCUGAAUGUGAACGACGAGCCCCCCGUAUGUCAUCCACCACAUUUGGAAACUCGGAUUUAUUCCACUGUUAAAGGCCCUUUUAUUCAACUCAACUGUUCAGACAGAGAUUCUCCCCAGGAGCAUCUCAGCUACUUAAUUGUAGGAGGAAAUACAAAUAAUCAAUUCACACUUCAGAGACUGGGUGUUGAUCCCCCUUCUCUGGCCACCAGGCAGGAUUUCCAGUAUGAUAUAUUUCAAGGAAUUCAGGCCCCUAUGACUUUCCAGUUACUUAUUGAAGUCACUGAUGAAUUAGGUGGGAGUGAAGCUGGUCAGCUGUCAGCCACUUCUACGGUCAUUAUUCAUGUGCUUCCCUGGACCAUGACACAGCCAACUUCUUCCACAAAAACAGCUUCGACGACGAUCACGACUUCUGUGUUAAGGAAGAUCUCGUAUUAUUGGACCCCGGAUACCUGGUUUCCUGCAGUGCUGACCCUGACCACGGCUCUUUUCCUGACGUGUCUGUAUGCUCUUGCCUGGUGCCUCUUCAAAGAUACUCCUGCUUCUUCAAGACUAUUCCCUCACCGUCACAGAUCAGGUCAGUCAAGUCUCACCACCGAGGAGCCUGGGCUGGUACCAAGGCAUGGAAAUGCAUUGAGUAAAGACCCCAAACCCAGCACAAAACUGAACUUUCUUCCUGGAAAUCAUUAGUGACAGUAAUGUGAUAUCUCUUCAGCAGUGAGACAGAGGACAUCAAGACGUUGAACAAUUAAGAAAAGAAAGUGAUUCGGAGGAAGACAUUUGACUUCAACCAGCAUAAAGGCCACACGCUCUGCAUGUCACUCACUUUUCUUGAAAAGGUCUCUUAAAAAGACAGCUUCUAACAUUAGAACAAUAUCAAUUUUUCCAGCAUAGCUGGAUAUCUUUGGGUAAUGUCCCACAUAUUUGAUAGGUUUGCUUUUUACUGCUACAAAUGCUAUAGAGAUAUAUUUGUUUUCAGUUAAAAAUUUGCACUGUUGUACUAUCACCAAUAAAAUAGAA